AUGUCAGACCCCAACUCUCCCCACAUCAAAUCCCGCGAUACUCCAUCUUGGGGCUUGUAUCAGCGGGAGAACUUUUGGAAACUAAAUGAAGGCGAAGUUCCCCAGUUCAACACUCUCGACACCAACGAGCGCUCCACCCGAACCACCAUCUUCGGCCACGAGGUUUCUGCCCCCUUCGGAAUUGCUCCGAUUGGCAUCAAUAAGAUUUACCACCCGCAAGGCGAGCUGCCCGUGGCCAAAGUGGCCGGAGAGCUGGGCAUCCCUUACAGUCUCUCAACAGCCGGAUCGUGCCCGAUUGAGGACGUCGCUCGAGCCAAUGAUGCUGGGCGCGCUUCGGCCAUCGAAACUCAGUCCGCAGACAAGUCCAAGAUCCCAGAGGGUCCGCGCUUCUUCCAGCUUUACAUGCCCCACGACGACGAGCUAACCCUCUCUUUGUUGACGAGGGCUCAUGAGUCUGGCUUCACGGCCUGCAUCCUCACGACAGAUACAUGGCAGCUGGGAUGGCGGCACGACGACAUUGCAACGUCAAAUUAUGCGUUCUACCGCGGCAUCGGUGCUGAUCUAGGCCUCACCGAUCCCGUGUUCCAGAAACGCCUCGCGGCCCAGGGAAUUGAUCCUCAACAAGAACCGGAGAAGGCCGCCGCAAUGUGGAUCGAUAACGUCUGGCACGGCCGCGCGUGGUCCUGGGAUAAGGCAGUGUGGGCAAGGGAGCAGUGGCAGAAGAUUAGCGGUGGGAAACCGUUCUUGAUCAAGGGCAUCCAGAGGGUGGAUGACGCGGAAAAGGCGGCGGAUCUAGGAUUUGAGGGUAUCGUGGUGAGUAACCACGCCGGAAGGCAAGUUGAUGGGGCGGUUGCGAGCUUGGAUGCGCUGGAAAACAUUGCAGAGAGGGUUGGGGACAGGAUUGUUGUCACGUUUGAUAGUGGUGUCAGGGGUGCGGCGGACGUGGUGAAGGCGCUCGCGCUUGGUGCCAAGUUUGUCUUCAUUGGGAGGUUAUGGAUUUGGGGCUUGAGCAUAAUGGGAGAGCAAGGAGUGAGGCAUGUGCUGAGGGGACUAUUGGCGGAUUUAGAUAUCUUGAUGAAUGUGGCGGGGAUCCAAAAGGUGGCGGAUAUUGGCAAGGAUUUGCUAGAGUCUUUGCCUAAGUCUUAUGGACUGAUCUCGGAGAAGAGCAAAUUGUAA
Messenger RNA from Colletotrichum fioriniae, 1176 nucleotides. The record is from RefSeq and is a predicted model, not a curated record. Lineage: Eukaryota; Fungi; Ascomycota; Sordariomycetes; Glomerellales; Glomerellaceae.